Messenger RNA from Diorhabda sublineata, 2870 nucleotides. Its product is annotated as WD repeat, SAM and U-box domain-containing protein 1-like. Bases 197 to 2824 code for a protein of 875 amino acids. The transcript has 13 exons. Lineage: Eukaryota; Metazoa; Arthropoda; Insecta; Coleoptera; Chrysomelidae. Gene Ontology annotation, molecular function: ubiquitin-protein transferase activity; protein binding. The record is from RefSeq and is a predicted model, not a curated record. Gene Ontology annotation, biological process: protein ubiquitination.
CUAUAACUCUAUAAUUUAAUAUCCACGUCAUGUAUUAUUGAAUGAUCAAUAUAAAGGAGAAAAUCAAUAUGAAGUCAAACAAUACUUGGUGGUAAAUUAAUUUACUCCUUUAUUGACAGUAUCGUUGUACGUAUACUUAGAAACAAAAUCUGUUACAUAUAUUACCAAUUUGUGGUUUAUUUUUUACCGUAUUAAUAUGGCAAAGACAUUUAUUGGUAACAAUUUCAAAGUUUUACAAAUACUGCAAGGGCACACUAGUGACGUAACGUGUUGUGACCUCGUCACAACAUCUACAAUAGUUACAGGGUCAAGUGAUAAAACUGUAAGGAUAUGGGAUUGGAACGUUGGAUUGGGGUAUACAGAACGAUCUGUUUCUCCAUUACGAGCUCAUAAAUAUCAAGUUACUUGCGUAAAAAUCUCGCCUCAAGGUUCAUUAUUGGCUAGCGCGUCUGUAGAUGGAAGUGCAGUUGUAUGGAACGUACAUAGCUGCAUUAAACUGUAUGCAUUUACCCAAAUAAAUGGAGAUGCUAUUAGAAUUUGUAGGUUUUCUCCAAACAGUACAUUAUUAAUAACAGCUGGAGAUAAUGGAGCUGUAUGUAUAUGGGAUUUGGUACAUAGAAGUCUGAUUAAGACAAUAUUUAAUCAUCAAGGAACUACCCAAGCGUUAACAUUCACACCCGAUUCCUAUUAUUUGGUUACUGCAUGUUCUUUAGAAAAUAUAAUGAUUUGGAACACUGAGGACUUACUUGAUACUACCAAAGAGACACCAUGUGUUCCCGUGGCGAAAGUAGAUAGUGCUCAAGACAUGGGUGUACUUUCAAUGGACAUUAACAAACGUAUAACAUUUAUUAAAAACAACACACUAUCUCGACAAUAUAAAUUGGCUUCUAGUGGUAAUAGUAACGAAAUCAAAAUAUGGACAAUUCUUGCGAAUUUCAUAAUAAAGGAAAAAACUUCUACAACAAGUGAUAUUUCUUUCGAAUUAUUCGAUAUCUAUGAUGGUCACACUUCAACAGUCACAUGUGUAAAGUACAGUUCAAAUGGGGAGUAUUUAGUAUCGUCUAGUAUGGAUAAGUUGGUGAAAGUUUGGGAUAAUGAAGGUAAUUGCGUUGCUUCGCUUGAUGGUCACACUAGAUAUGUAAACUGUGCGGCCAUUUCAAAGGAUUUAUCAAUUAUAGUAUCUGGUUCAAAUGACAAAAGUAUAAUUAUUUGGGAUACAACCGACAAUUUAACUUUAGAAUCUGAUUUGAAUCAACCUAAUAAUUAUUUCGAUCGUAUAUCAGAAAACGAUUUGUUCCAGGAUGAUAACAAUGAUAAUAAUAAAGUAACACUUAUUGAAAAAAUUGACGAUUUAGUCGAUGGAUCGAUUAAUAGUUGUUGUUUUCAUGGUAAACGAUUAUUGGCAAUAGGAUCUAGUGACAAACUUAUAAGGAUUUUUAAAAUUUCGGUAGAAAAUAAUGUGGAAGAACAUUGCUUUUCUCCUUUUGAAGGACACACGUAUGCCGUAAAUCAUCUAGAAUUUUCCAAAAAUGGUCAAACUUUAGUUUCAUGUUCACAAGAUGGUGGUACCGUGAUUUGGGAUACUAAUUCGGGCGAGAAGCUUAAAUCGAUACCAAAGAACGUUUUGUCUAUUAAGGUUUGUCGAUUAUGUCCCGAUAAUACUUUUCUGAUAACCGCAGGGGAUGAUGAAAAAGCCGUAUUGUGGAAUAUUGAAACAAUGGAAAAAAUAACUACUUUUGAAGGACACUCUGAUACUAUUUCUGGUACAUGUAUUUCUCCUGAUGGAAGAAUUGCGAUUACAGUUUCACUCGACGCUAAUUUUAGAAUUUGGUCUUUGGAAAAUUAUAUAUGUUUAUAUACGAAAAAAGACGCUCACGAACAUGGGAUUCAGAAUUGUGAUAUGUCACCGAAUAUGGAGCCCUUACCAAAUUCAACGGAUGACGUUCAAUCUUAUUUACUAGCAACUUGCGGAAACGACAGUUUCGUCAAAUUGUGGAGAAUAUUAGUACCGAAUGAAAACGGUAACCCAUCAAUCGAUUUACUGAACAUAAAAUUAUGGAAAUCUCUACGAGGACACGGAGGAAAUGUAAUAUGUGUCCGAUAUUCUCAAGUAUUGGGCGAAUUUCUUUGUUCUGUAGCUACAGACCGUCAAGCGAGAAUAUGGUCUGUCCAUAGCGCUUACUGCCUUUAUGUCCUGGAUCACGAUUCGAUAAUAACAUCUUGCUCUUUUAACAUCGACUGUUCAUUACUUACAACUGGUUGUUUAGAUCGAACGUUGUGGUUAUGGAAAUUACCACAACACUUGAUGUUUCAAUCUACAGUAACAGAUAAAAUGAAAUUGAAAUCGAAACCAAUAAUAAAUUGGACAACUUUGGAUAUUAUAAAUUGGUUGAAAAAUAUCGGUUUGCUUGAAUUAAUAUCAAAAGUGAAGUCGAAUUCAUUGGACGGAAAGAAAAUUAUCACUUUAUCUGAAGAACAAAUUUGUACAGAAUUGGAUUUAGACGAAGAAGUAAAAGAAAAAUUCGUUAAAGAAAUGCGAUGGUUAAAAAACAAAGAAAUUAAAAUGGAUGCUGCUACUUGGUUAGACGUUCCCGAUAAAUUCCUGUGUCCAAUUACUCGCGAAAUAAUGAACGAUCCAGUUAUUUGUAGCGAUGGUUAUACGUACGAAAAAAACGCAAUCAGCGAAUGGUUUAUGUCCGGAAAAUAUACGAGUCCGAUGACAAAUGAAAAACUCGUUAAUUCAAAUGUAAUAAGUAAUACGAAAUUACGUACUGCAAUUUACGAAUUUUUAGAUUUGAACGGUGAUACAGAAGAAGAAGUCUAACUUUUUUAUCAUUCUUCAUAAUAUAAUAAAAAUUUAAGAAAUUUCA